AUUCUGCGAAAAGAUUUGGAUAAACAAUUUCUAUUUCUUGUUGAUUUAUUGAAGUAACACGCUCAUCAGAAAAUCCAUAAAUUUCAGUACUUUUCGAUUCGAUUAAUGAUUCUAAUCACAUCUGUAGAUGAAUAUCUCGGCUAUUGCAUUACGGCCCAUUUGUCAUCUAUAUCAUCGAUUCGACCGUAUCUUCGAGUAGUUUAUUCCAAGGAACGUCAGAAAUACAGCUACAAAAAGACAACGGUAAUCCAGAAAUCUCCAUGGCUGCUUACAUUUGCCUCUAAAGGAAUUGAUGUCAGAGAGGUGGAUUAUAUGCAUCCUAAUGAUAUGUCACACGCCAUGAGAAACGUGGAUCAGAUAAUUCUUUCUUUGGAUAGUUAUCCAAAUCGAGUAGAACGCUGCAAAUACAUUUGUGAAGUGGCAGUAAGGUCACAUGUUCGUUCCAUUAUCUUUUUGUCUCAUGUCGGCGCAACAACAACCUUAAUGGAAGAUGAGAACGGAGGAUAUCAAGCUCUGUCAGAUUACGGGAGAAUUGAAAAUCAUCUUGUGCAAUUGCAAGAAGAAGGCGAGAAGGACAUGCCACAUUGUACGAUUUUGAGGCUGGAUUGGUUACAGCAGCAUUUUCACUUAUGGAGUUUUCAGACAGAAGCAACAAGAACAAUCGCACUUCCCCUUUUCGAGGACGUUAAAAUCUGUCCUAUUGAUAUAUCAGAUGUUUGUCAGGUGAUAUUUCGGCUUGUCACUGAUGACAAUGGCAACAUUUUGACAGAUUUAAAAGAUAGUCAUAGUGGGCAAGUGUACAUUUUGGCAGGUCCUUGCGCAAUGACAGUUAGGGAUAUUGUUGGAUAUUUAAAGGAGGCGACUGAAUACCAAAACUUUGGUCUCAAAGACAAAACUAUAACACAGUCGAUAGACACCGGCCAUUAUUUAAAGCACCUUUCACAAAAUUUACGGUUUGAUAAACGCUUGAAAAUGGAUCGGAUAAAGGCAUACCAGGAUAACCUUGAUGGACGUCUGGCUUAUAGAAAUUAUAUUCUAUGGUCACCUACAGAUCUUCAGAUACAAACCUACCUGGAUUAUUUUGAUUGUGUCAACAAGACUUCCGCAAGCGUUGAUACUAAUACUAUUGAAUUUCUCUUACGCGGUUAUGCACCUAGAACAUUACGGAACUUCUUCUUUGAGAAUGCUAUCAGCUUUAAACCUAGAGUGUAACUUUCAGAUGCGAAGGAAUAAGAUGCAGACGAGUUAAUGUGCCACAGUCUAUAGAUGCGGGAAAUCAAUUUAUAUCUGAUAAUGAAAAUAAAACAAACAACAGUAAAACCGGCAACUCCCAUCAUUUUGUGCAUUUAUUCUUUGUCCU
This is a messenger RNA of Mycotypha africana, 1360 nucleotides long. RefSeq lists its product as uncharacterized. Bases 106 to 1212 code for a protein of 368 amino acids. The record is from RefSeq and is a predicted model, not a curated record. The transcript is spliced from 2 exons. NCBI's taxonomy places the organism in Eukaryota, Fungi, Mucoromycota, Mucoromycetes, Mucorales, Mycotyphaceae.